GGGCGGGGGGCGGUUCCGGGACAGGAGUAUGGGGGUGGGGAGCGCAUCCGCAAAAUGUUUCUGAGAGACUCCGCUGAACCGGUGGUUUCUCCCACAUCAUUCCAGCCAGCUGCGUCUCUUCGGUGUCCGCGCGUGUGCGUGCGGUGAUUGACAGCCGGCAGGCCAAUCGCCUUGUCCUCCCUCGCUUGGGGCGUUGCUCAUUUUCGGCCGUUCGCGAGUUCUGGCCUGCGCGGUUACCCCUGUGGACCGGCUUCCUCUUUUCAGGUAGGAGCAAACCAAAGUGCCCAGACUGCGGAGGGGCGGGGAAGAGGAGACCAGAAGGAAACUGCGGGGUUCCCUGACCCCCUGGAGUGCCCGAGGCCGAAUUCGUGAACUCUGAAAAUCGAUUCGGAGCCUGCGGGGCACAGCCCCACGGCUUCCUUGAGGAAUUCCAACCGAUUUGGCCUGGAGGUCCUGAGGAGGUGAUCUGGUCGUCCCAGAUCCCUGAAGGUCCGAUCUAAAUGCACUCCGAUUUGUGCCAUCCGAUUGACAAGUCUUAGGACUUUCCAGCUUCUUUUUCUCAGAAGCAAGUUCCAAACACUUUGCAACAAGCAUACUCACUUCAGAUUCAUUGUGAUGCUCUAGCCUAUGGUGUUCCAGUAAUGAAGCUAAAAUGUGGAUGUUUUUCUAUUGAAUGCCAAUGCAGUGCCCUUUUACAAUAAACUGUACCAGAAUCACUGCCCUUCACAUUAUAGUCCUGCAGUGAAGAAGACAUGUCUUCCAAUGAAAAGAAUACUGAACACACAAACCUUGUACUAAGAAUAAGUCAGUUGGAUGCCCUGGAACUAAACAAAGCCCUGGAACAAUUAGUUUGGUCCCAGUUUACUCAUUGUUUUCAUGGAUUUAAGCCAGGUCUGUUAGCCCGACUUGAACCCGAGGUAAAAGCAUUUUUGUGGCUUUUCUUAUGGAGAUUCACCAUUUACUCCAAGAAUGCCACUGUUGGACAGUCAAUCAUGAAUAUCCAAUACAAGAAUAAUUAUUCUCAAACACAAAAAUAUCAGCCACUAAGUAAAAAUCAAAAGUUAUGGUAUGCUAUUUGCACAGUUGGAGGAAGAUGGUUAGAAGAAAGAUGUUAUGAUUUAUUCCGCAACCACCAUUUAGCAUCAUUCUAUAAAAUCAAACAGUGCACCAAUCUUAUUGUUGGACUUUUGAAAUUAAGUAGUUUGGUAAAUUUCCUUAUUUUCCUUCAAAAAGGAAAGUUUGCUACAUUGACAGAGCGUCUCUUGGGUAUUCGAUCUGUAUUUUGCAAACCCCAAAAUAUUCGAGAAGUUGGUUUUGAAUACAUGAAUAGGGAACUUCUGUGGCAUGGUUUCGCAGAAUUUCUGAUCUUUCUUUUACCACUUAUUAAUAUCCAGAAAUUGAAAGCCAAGUUGUCAUCUUGGUGUAUCCCUUUCACUGGUGUUCCUAACAGUGAUGUUACAUUAGCCACCCAUGGCAAAGAAUGUUCCCUUUGUGGAGAGUGGCCCACUAUGCCUCAUACUAUUGGUUGUGUACAUGUAUUUUGUUAUUAUUGUGUUAAAAGUAGCUAUUUAUUUGAUAUGUACUUCACUUGUCCUAAGUGUGGCACAGAGGUACAGAAUCUGCAGCCACUGAAGUCAGGAAUUGAAAUGUCAGAAGUGAAUGCUCCUUAGAAAUGGAAGCCACCUUCUUUAAACAAAUAAGUAAAACCUUAAAGAUGCCUGUCUGAAUUGUUAUUUCAAGUCUCUAUAAAGACAUGGUUAGGACACUAAUCUCUAGAAGCUAUAUUAUAUCAAAUUUAUUAUGUAAAUUCUCCUAUAUCUUGAUAAUAAAAAUAUCAUCAAUUUGAACUGACCAAUUUUUAGAUUUUUUGAAAAUAGUUAUCAUUAGAACUAAGAAUUGGGGGGUGGGGGGGGGGCUUUUGUCCAAAGUUUUAAUAAUGGCUACUUGCUUAAUUCUCCUGAAUAACAACUCCUGAGAAUGUUCUUUCCUGGAAAGAAACUGAACUAUAAAAUAUUGUUUUAAUUAUUUUACCUUAAUACCAUAUGAAAAACUUUAUAAUAUCUUUUUUUGUCAUGGAUCAUAUAAUAGAAAUAGAUAGAACUUUCCAGAUCCCAGUACCACAGAUAGAAUGGUUCUCAGAAGCCACUGAGACCAGUUCUUUCGAUAUUGUUAAGUAAACCCAGGAAAGUUAAAUAAUUUGCCUUUGGCCACAUAGCCAGCAUGUUUCAGAAAAGAUAUUUGAACCCAGGUCCUGUGACUCCAAAACUAGUGUUCUUCCUACUGCAUCACACUGCUUUGUAGAUCAUCCUGUCCAGAUAAAGAAACUAAUAGCCAAGAGAAAUUCACUGGCUUAUCCAAAGUCACUUAAUUAAGUCAUUUGUAAUAAAUAAUACCUAAGAUUUAAGCCUAGCUCUUAUAAUUACAGUUCCAGUGCCCUUUCUACUUCACUGUUUGCCAUAGAUAACUCCUGCUAAAUAAUUUGGGGCUGUUUAUAUUAAAAUCAUGGCACAUUAUUGGCAUUUUGUACAAUGUAUUUGAAAAAAUCACUAAACUUGGAAUCAUAAGAGACUGUUUAUAUUGAACUUAGUUGUAUGAUCAUAAACAAAUUACUUAACCUCUCUGAGCCUGUUUUCUCCUCCAUGGUAGCUUCAGUACUUACUUAUAGCAUUAUUAUGAGGCUCAUUUGAAAUAAUGUGUGUGUGUAUAUAUGUGUGUGUGUGUGUGUGUGUGUGUGUGUGUGUGUGUGUGUGUGUGUGUGUGUGUGUGUGUAUGGCUUUGCAAACUUUAAAGCUCUCUAUAAAAUUAAAUGCCUUUAAUACUUUUCCUCAUAGCUAAGCUCAAGCCACAUCUGAAAUUUGUUUGUGUCAUCUGUUUUAUACCUUUUUUUACUAUCAAACUUAAAUGCUGAUAUUCUAGAAGGUAAAAAUAAUUUACAAAUGAAACUUCGUCUCUAGACUUGUGGUCUCCAAAGUUUUUGAUCAUGUACCUCGUCCGUAAAUUAGUUUUGAGCAUAUGCCCCGAAUAGGUGCGUAUUUACUUCUUAUAUGUGAACAACACAAAAAUAGACAAUUUAAAGGUUUUGUUAAAACAAGAGUGAGUUUUAUUUGAGAACAGUAAAAACAAAAUAUUUUUUUCAUGAUUAAAGAUGAUUAUUAAUGAUAUUUUAAUGAAUAUUAUGGAAUGUAUCUAAAUCUUUUUUUAAUUUUGACUUAUUAUGAUAGUGCUUCAAAAUUCUUGAUUAUAAUUUGUUUAUUUCAUCACUUGAUUUUAGUGACUGUCACAGCAAAAAGAAAAAAAGAUAUCUCUUAAAUAGAUCCAUAUGUAAGAGGUACACCAUUGGCUUGCAAAAUUAUAAUGCUUAUUUGUUGAUUCUAUCCAGUAGUUAUUCAAAGAUUUUUAUUCAAAUUCAAUCAGUAAUUUUCUCUAAUAUCAUUCAGUUCUUGUACACUAACCAGGUAUUUAUGUUUUGUGCAUAUUUUACAAAUAAAUUUAAAAUUCACUGAAA
This is a messenger RNA of Monodelphis domestica (gray short-tailed opossum), 3505 nucleotides long. It is a transcript of the gene PEX2, whose product is annotated as peroxisomal biogenesis factor 2. Lineage: Eukaryota; Metazoa; Chordata; Mammalia; Didelphimorphia; Didelphidae. Gene Ontology annotation, biological process: protein import into peroxisome matrix; fatty acid beta-oxidation; very long-chain fatty acid metabolic process. The record is from RefSeq and is a predicted model, not a curated record. Gene Ontology annotation, molecular function: zinc ion binding. Gene Ontology annotation, cellular component: Cdc73/Paf1 complex; peroxisomal membrane.